AUGUCUAUUUCGCUCAAAUUUAACGAAAACGAUAUGAGAGAGAAUAAUGAGGAACAGCAAAAUAUAGACUUAAUCGCUUUCAAACGUUGGCUUGCAAUGCAAUCGUGCAUCGGCUUUAAGAAUGGUAUUGGCUAUAUAGAUGCAGAACACCAUCCUACUAAAGUGGAUAUUAUGUUCAAUAAAACAAUAAGGUUGUUGGUUGCCAAUAUUACAGAACGGGGCAAUACUUUUUUGGUUACUGAAGACGUUGAGAUAUAUGUAUGGAACGAUGCGAUUGUAAAAACUGCAUUCUAUCUUGAUGAUGAAUCUACAGACGAUGAGAUUGAAAAUGAGAUUAUGGCAAAUUUUGAAAAGCCCUCACGUAUAUGUUAUAUUUCCCAUAAGAUUGAUUGGAGUAACACAAGAAUUGUAAAAGCUGCAACUAGCAUGAAUAAUUUUCUCGCUUUGACUGAUGAUGGCAAAGUAUGUUACACAAACGUUUCGAAACAGGGAAAAUAUUACAAUAUGCAUCAAGUCGAUAUCAAUGAGAAGAUUACGUGCAUGAGUUGCGGAACUAAUUUUUAUGUGGUAGUUACGGAUAACUGCAGAACGUUCAGUUGGGGGAUAUACACAAUUUUGUGCGGGGAAUUGAGUUUGAGUACUUCUUCUCAAAUUUUAGACGAAUUUCCUUUCAUAGUCGAAGAGCCACGUGAAAUGGCGGAAUUUGCAGGCAAAACAAUUGUCAAGGUAGUCUGUGGAAUUAAUCACACACUCGCUCUAACCGAUGAAGGAAAAGUCUAUGGCUGGGGUUUGAACAGUUAUAAACAAUUGGAUCUGAAUAACGGUGAUGACAUUUUGUCUCCUAUCAUGAUAAAUGUAGCUAAUGUAAAAAAAGUAUCGGACAUCGCCGUCAUUGGUUCCCAAAAUUUUGUCAAGUCUAACGAGGAUGGACUUGUGUAUACAUGGGGUUGUAUUUUUGAAAUAACAUUUAAAAAACCUGCCAUAUUUGAAUAUACGAACGUGUUUGACAUAUCCAACUCGGUGAUAGGUCAAUCGCCAAUAUCCGUGACUCGUGAAUUCAUAAAUGAAGAAUUUGACAUCCUAAACGAUUUGGAAACUGCAUUCAACGAUCCAUCAACGAGUGAUCUCACGAUAAUAGUCGAGAAACAAUCAAUUUAUGUUCACAAAGCUAUCUUGAAGAUUCGUUCUGUAUAUUUUAGAAGUAUGCUCCAAACUAAUUUUGUUGAAAAUAGUCAAAGCAUCAUCGAAACCCAUUAUUAUAGGUAUGUCGUUUAUAAAAAAUUUUUAGAAUAUUUAUAUACCGGUGGGAUCAAUCUAUCACCUUUUGAGGACCUGUUAGAUCUUUUCGAACUGGCAGAUGAAGUCUGCCUCAAAAAACUCCAGAUAGAUUGUAUAGAAACAAUAAAAAAAACAAUUACUAUAUCAAACGUCAUACAACUCUUUAACCUUAUCAACAAAAUGGCGGAAUAUUACAAAAAGGAAUUAAUGAAAUAUUGUUUCAACUUCUAUUUUAAAAACAUGACGAAUGUAAUACGGACAGAAAGUUUUCAACAAUUGGAUGCCGAAACAAAGGCUAUGUUUAUAAAGAAAGGGGAAGAUUUUUUUUCAUCAGAAAUUAAUAGAUCUGUUUAUUGA
Messenger RNA from Trachymyrmex cornetzi, 1635 nucleotides. RefSeq names its product RCC1 and BTB domain-containing protein 1-like. The transcript is spliced from 10 exons. Bases 1 to 1635 code for a protein of 544 amino acids. Gene Ontology annotation, molecular function: protein binding. The record is from RefSeq and is a predicted model, not a curated record. Lineage: Eukaryota; Metazoa; Arthropoda; Insecta; Hymenoptera; Formicidae.